Molecule: messenger RNA, 1624 nt
Organism: Cololabis saira (Pacific saury)
Lineage: Eukaryota; Metazoa; Chordata; Actinopteri; Beloniformes; Belonidae
Gene: bokb
Product: BCL2 family apoptosis regulator BOK b
Exons: 5
Coding region: 375-1016 (213 amino acids)
Biological process (GO): regulation of apoptotic process; intrinsic apoptotic signaling pathway in response to DNA damage; extrinsic apoptotic signaling pathway in absence of ligand
Cellular component (GO): mitochondrial outer membrane
Molecular function (GO): protein heterodimerization activity; protein homodimerization activity
Source: RefSeq, a predicted model, not a curated record
AACAGGUAGGCGUCCUCCUCUCUGAGCGGUGACUGCUGCGGGAACAAGAGCGGACCAUGCCGGAGGAGAGGAGACCCGCACCAGCACAGCUCCACACACAUCACUAAGGACGAGGCUUGUGACAGUUUCACUCUGACAGUCGGGCUUUUUUGUUUUAGUUGCCAGGAAACCCUACGGAGAACUGCUGAGUAAAGUGUCCUUCUUAAUCCAGGAUCAUUUCUAUACGGAGAUACACCUCGCUCUGGAUGAAAUGCUGCUGCCAUUUUAUCUUCAUCACUAAACCGCGAUCCUCAGAGGGAAACGAGGACAGUGUUGAUUACACAGCUGAUCCCUGAGAGGUCAGACGCUCUGACCCACAUCCGCUGCAGGAGGACAUGGAGGUGCUCCGGCGCUCCUCUGUUUUUGCUGCAGAGGUCCUGGAUGUGUUUGACAGAUCGCUGAGCGACAAGGAGCUCGUGUCCCAGUCUAAAGCGCUGUGCAGAGACUACAUUUUGUCCAGACUCAACCAGAAUGGUCUGGGAUGGUCCAAGAGUGAACUUAAUUUCACUCCCCCGAAUGCUGCACUUGCUGAGGUGACCAUGGUGCUUCUCUGUCUUGGUGACGAGCUGGAGUGUAUACAGCCCAGUCUGUACAGGAACGUGGCACGGCAGCUCAACAUUUCUGUUGCCAUGGAGAAUGUGGUUUCAGAUGCCUUCCUCGGCGUAGCAACAGAGAUUUUCUCAGCAGGUGUAACAUGGGGUAAAGUGGUAUCCUUGUACGCGGUAGCUGGAGCUCUGGCAGUGGACUGCGUCAGACAAGGCUAUCCCUCUACGGUCCAAGUCUUAGUGGACAGCUUGGGACAAUUUGUCCGCAAAUUUCUGGUUCACUGGCUGAAGAGACGGGGAGGAUGGACGGAGAUCAUGAAGUGUGUGGUGAAGAAGGAUCUCGCUCCAGAGCAGCCCUGGCUUUCCUCCACCGUCGAAUCCAUCAAAUACUUCCUCACCACAAUGUACGUCUACAUCAUGAAGGAGCCAUGAUCAGCUGAGAGGGAGACUAGAGGAGCCGCCGUGUUAUGGGAGUCGAAUCUCACACUUGUCAAUGAAAGCUGGAGUGGAGCGAUGAGGAGGUUUGAGCUGGCCAGCAGAUUCCAGUCUGUUGCUGAAUGGCCAUCAACAAAUGUUUCAUCGGCAGCCCGUCUGCAUUGCCUCGGUGUCAGUUGAGCCUACGUGUGAUUACCCUUCAUCCAAAGAGAAAUCACCUUGCUAUUAAGCAGCAUAAAUGGCAUCUCCUGUAUAACUCCACCACUCCUCAGCUUUUUUAUUUUGGGCUUUUUUUCACUGCUUGUACCAGUGCAGUCAGGCUUCCAGGCUUCUCUUCUCAUUGUACCCAAUAAUGGCCAAAUAACAUGAGGACAGGUGAAUGAUAUGCACUGAAUGUGAAGCUUAUUUCACAGUUUUGUUCUUUUUUUAAAUCUGUAAAUAGCUUAUUUAUAAUUUUAGUUUUUUUGAUUAUGAAACCACUGCAGUAUAAUAUCUGUCACUACAGAAGCUCUUCAGGAUGGUUUGUGUGCAAUGGAUGUGACUUUGUAAAUGAUGGUCUGAUUUUUUUUUUUUUUUCUAACUUAAUAAACUUGACCAUAUCGUCA